Topomyia yanbarensis is the source of this 19052-nucleotide messenger RNA. RefSeq lists its product as uncharacterized. Bases 138 to 2822 code for a protein of 894 amino acids. Lineage: Eukaryota; Metazoa; Arthropoda; Insecta; Diptera; Culicidae. The transcript has 2 exons. The record is from RefSeq and is a predicted model, not a curated record.
UUGCCAACUCGCGGUACGUCAGCAUCGAGCAUGACGAUGACGGCGGCGACGGUGAUGCUGACGGUGGUCAGCGUAAGCCGCCCAAGCACCUUCACCACCAUCACUGCAGCAGCAGCAGCCGGAACACGACUCCGGGCAUGAGCCGGAAGUGCGACAGUCUGAACAGAAGCAGAAUGAGUCUUCGUAGCGAGACUGCCAGCAGUUCCGGCGGUGGUCAAAGCCAUCACCAUCAUCAUCAUCACCAUCACCGUCGGCAAGCUAGUAGUACCAGCAGCACCAGCUUUCAUGCGAGGCAAACGAGAACCGACGAUGAGGAAACACCGGAAGAGGAAGCCGCUGGCACCACGGCGACGUGCACCGAAGACGAACGCCAUAGGGGAAGUGCUUCGACAAUUCACGUCGAUACCUGCCAUUGUUCGCGGGGUAAUCUCACCACGACGGAUGACGAUGAAGAGAUCCAGCAGUACUUCAUCGUGAACCGUAGCGUGUCCCGUCGACCGUCGAACGUGAGCUGUACGUCGCGGGUCAGUCACCGCAGCAACCGAAGCACCCCGCGUAGUGGCGGAAGCCGUUCCAAGCGGGCUACUCCGCUUAGUGGUGUCAGCUGUUGUUCCCACCAUUCCCAUCAUUCACAGCAAACUUACAGGAGUCGAGGAGGUCACGAGUCACCUUCUUUUCUACACGACAGCGGAUCCAAUGCUACCAUCUCCAACUUCAACAUAAACCCAGCCCGAUUUCAGUGCAGUUACUACACCGCCGACGAGAGCGAAAACUCCUACUGUUCGAUCAGCGGCGAAAACAUAAGACAAAUUCAGGCGCAAACUCAGAUCCAAACUGCUCUAGAAAUGAAACAAAUAGAGUCAGACCAACGACGACACUUUAUGGGGCAAAGUCGUGACCAGUUGUCACGCAUGCAGCCGCUACCACUUCCACCGGCCGAUGGUAGUGACUACAAUGACAGCCAGCAGGAAAACAGCAUCACUGGAUCAAUCCUGUCAAUUAUAGAGAGUACGUCCAGCGAUCAACCUGGUGAGUCCAUAACGACCAGCUCAACGACAUCGACCACGCAACGUCAACUGCAGCAUGUUGGCGAACGAGGUGCCAAGAAAGGGAGCGCCGGCAGUCAAAUGAUCCUUACGCCGUCCAAAAUUACGAUCGAAAACAUUGGCCAACUUUCGGAACUAGCGACCAAUGAUUACGACUUCGACGACAUAGACAUCAACAUUCCGGAGUUGUUUCAUUCCCCGUCGAAAAUCAAGUGGAACUUUCUCGCCGGACUAGACGAAAGCAAAUCGAACAAGUCAAGAAUCAGUUCGAUAUCGAGCUUGGUAGAUGCCGGGAGCAGUGGCCGCGGACGCAGCGGAACCGAAUCCGGUGGAGCCGAUGUAAGUGAGACGGCGAGCGAACGGAGACGAUACGACAGCAGCGACAAUGACUACAGCCCGAAUCGAAUCCAGCACCAACCGCUACCUCCGAUACCGAUACCGACGCCACCUCCGCAGAGUUCAUCCAACUGUAAGAUCGAAGAGCUGCUGAAAAAGUCAUCACCGUCGGCUUCGUCGGAGUUCAAAACCGUCUCAAUUUGGCGUGCGGAAAACGGUGACGAAGCGAAUGCAAUAAUAUUCCAUCACGAGAGUGAGAUAGUGGAAAAUUGCUGCACGAAUCAUUUUUUAGACCACAGUAACUACGACAUCUGCACGGUAGAUAACUGCGACUACCUGAUCAAGAGCAGUGACACACCGAAGAGUGAUAGGAAGGGAAGCUACAGCGAAGAACGGUUGAAUAACUCAGUUGCGCUGUCGUGUUCAUCCGGAAACAAGUUGGAACUGAAGCAGCGAAACGUUUUCACCUCGACGCUAUCGACAACAACAAACACUACUGCGGCGAACGUCUACAGUAUAAUAUCGCCGGAUCUGAAGCGUUUUGAGAAACAAACCAACCUUACUAGGAAUUCGGUGAAUCUUAGCCAGAACUUGUCGUCGGCUUCUUCAACCUCGUCUUCUUCAAUUUUUCUGGGCAGCUACAAUCAAACCUAUCGUAACAUCAAUCAAAACACGAGCGAUGACAAACUGGUUAAUACGGUCACGCCCACGCCCACGUCCAGGCCUCGGUUGAACACAACUAGGUCGACAACCAGCAUUACCAACGCCAACUCCGCCAAUAACACCCUGAACGCAAACAGCGAUAAUCGGCAGCGUUUGGGAAGCUCGGUUUCAUUAAACCAACAGCCGCCGUUCAGUAUCACCGCAUCGACGGCUAACGCGGCCGCUGCUUCUCAGUUCUUCAACAAAUCUUACCACAUCAAUCUGACAGCACAGAACCGACUAUACUUUCACGCCUAUUCCAACCUUAUCCGCGAGCAGGAACAAUGCCAGCAUCACUCACCCUCGCCAGCCCAGUCGGAUCAGUCCAACGGACAGCCGCCACCUCCCUGUGCCCAGUGCCAGGAACUGUACGGCUGUCCACUGUACUUCAGUGGUAAUGCAACCAACGAAGAAAGCACCGGCGGUGGUACCUUCAACGACAUUGCCAACACGAGCAGUAGUGCCAGUCUGACCGGGUCCGGCACUGGACGACGCGCCGGUCUGGGCUCCCGGUCCGCCGGAACGGCACGCUGGCGACGGAACGUAAGCCACUCGCUCCGAAUGAACGGCCUGGUACGAGUCGUACGGACCAGGGCUCGCAAGUGCGCCGAUUACAUUCGCCAGAAGGAGCAGCAGAGCAACAGUCGCUUUCAUCGGCGCCAAAUGAGUUUACUAGAUUUGUGUAGAUGCGAGCGCACGGGUUUUGUUUGUGUAUGUGAGUGUGUGAUGACAAAAUAACAGUGGUUUUCGUUGUCAGCGUAUGUUCUUCGUUAAUCAUUCGUCUAAUCGGUAUUUGUUUUGUUCGGGACACUGAAGGCUAUCACAGUAACACACGGGAGGUGAUUCACAUCGGAAUGUUGCAGUGCUAGCUUAAGAGCAAAGCCUACUUGAAUUAAUUGAUUAAUACGAUGACUGUAUAGAAUAGCGUUUACCGCAUAGAGCAUCUAGUCGAUAAGAGAAUGCACUAGGAAAUUAAAUUUAGACUAAUCAAUAACAAAAGUGUAAUCGGAUGAUCUCGGGGCAUCGUUCGGCCAGCGUUUCCAGACAUUCUGGAAACUGCGAGGUUAACCCAAAUCAACACAACAAUGUAGAGUGUAUGUAUAAAUAGAAUGAGACGCGUGCGAUUGGUCAGUGCGAGCGGAUAUUACUAAGUAGCCAAUACCGUAACUAAGUAACUAAAUAUAUAUAAAGUAAAUUGAUCGAAAUUACGUUUUUGUACACUUUUUGAUAUUUUAUUUUACAAAACCAAAUAUUAACUAAGUAGCUUUGUCUUUGCACAAAUUAAUUAAAAGUUUAGGCGCAGACAAGGGCUCGACAGGCUGAAUUAGAUUCAGUGCUCUUGUUCUCGCAAACAACAGAAGUAAUUGCUCUAAACUGAAGGAGACGUAUGUAUAAAGUGAUAAUUCAGUUUAAUACUAGUAAACAUAGAUAUCUCAAUGAAAAAUAACUAACCUAAAUGUUUUUUAAACGAAGAACCCGAACUGUAUAGAAGAGAAGAAGAGAAAGAAGAAGGAAACCACUUACAAUUUUAAAAAUUGCUGAUCGUCAGAGAAGAAAAAAACGGAACUCAGAUUAAUCUCUAUCCCGAAAAGAUUUUUUUUAAGUGAGAGGUCCUUACAAAGGACGUCCGAUGCAAGAUCGACAAACUAAAAGUAUUACCGUACACAUUAAUUUAUUUAAAUAUCUCGUUCAAAUGCUGAAGGAAUUUAUAGUAAAAAAAACAUUAUAUUCAUAGGUGUCACAAUGACAUCAAUGACAGGAAAGCUGAGUUUUUACAGCACAUUUUACGCCAAAACGUUUAGGAUAACAGCAAAAGAGAAUUUAACGCAAAAAGACCGGAUUUGUAUUUUGAUUUUACAUCGAUUCGAUUAGGUACGUCAAAUUCUAUCUCUAUAGAACAGGUUUGAAUAACAAAAAGGAAAAAACAGAUUGUUUAGUUUAACUGUUUAGGUUGUGAUAUUAGUUCUAAGAUUAAUAUUGUUGAAAGAAAAAAAGUUUACUUCGACGAUAGAACGAAACGGAAUUGUUUCAUUUUUUCUCGCGAUUUUCUGGACUUCAAAAAGCAAAAAUAAAACGUCAACACGGAUAAUAUUUUCAAAAAUCGCGAUAUCGUGGAGAAAUUUUGAAUUCUUUUCAAAAAUUUCUAUCCCAACUCGAUGCAGCUUCAGAUGUGAAAUUUUUUUUCAGUGUGAGUGAAACAAGCGCAACGUCAUUUUUCACAAACUGUGACCACAGAGAACAGACGAUCAUUUCGAGCGUCUUAAUUGUGUUAAGAGGUGAAUACUUGAAUCCUGACACGCUGCUGAGUCAAACUGAAAUGACAACUGAUCAGAUAGUGAACUCAAAACGGCCGAUUUAGUAAUUUCCCUAGUUCGGAUUAUAUUGGUAUGGUGGCGCUAGUAUCUUAACGAGGCUGCAUUCAUAUAUUUCCACAAGAGGUUAUUAUCAUCGGAGUUGUACAAUCCAGGAUCACCGAAUAGUGAACAAAUGUAUUGCAGAAUUCCAGAUUGACCGACCUUGAGCCGUCAGUCGCUAGUCUCCUUGUAUGUCCGCUCUACCUAGAAUCAGGAAUCAGAAUAGAUUGGCUAUUCCGCAUGUUAUUUGGAGAUUUGUGCCUUGCCAUGUCGCGUCAUCAUUUUCUCGGUGGUAAUGGAAAGGUAGGUGAACGAGAAAUGGUAGGGAAAUAGAAACUGACAACACAACACAAGCACAUGAUGGAUUCUUCACGAAGGAAUAACGAACUCUACUGAUAAAGCCUAUAGUUCUUUACCACACUGGGUGAGAAACUAUAGUAUAUCCUUGAAUUUUAACUUCCUGUGCAUAAGUUCAUCUAUGUAUGGAGAAGCUAAAUUCCGGAAAGACAAUUGCAUUCUGCAAAGCAGUUACAUAUCGAACGAUUUGAAGUUCCGUAAGCGGAUUCACAAAGAUCACAAGAAUAAUACUCAGCACGCUGUAUAGUAGCCAUAUGUUAGUUGACUUUGCAAUAUCCAGUCAGUGCCCUGACUAGAAUACUGCAAAUGUGCUUGGAAAAAUGCAACAAUUUCGUUGUAAUUUCCGGGCUCACUUCCAGUAGUAAAGUUUUUGCUUGAACGCAAGUUUUCGAGCUGUGUCAAUUAGGGUUAUGGUACCGGUAAUACCGGUACCGAAAAUCCCGGGAAUACCGACCCAAUUUUGGUACCGUAAUACCGGUACUGAACAAAAGCCAGUACCGGUAUUUUCGAUACCAUACAAUAUUUUCAUGAAAAAUAUGUGGACUCUCUAGGUGGACCUGUUUAAAAAUGACUGGAAGAUGACUUAAUUAUAUUAAAUAUCUUCUAAUCGUUGAGCUAACACCUUUGUGGGGAAAUCAGGUGGGGCCAUCAUCAUAAUAGUUCUAGAAGUUAAACAUUACUAGCUCCCGUUGUACUGAACGGUUUGUUUAAAUUCCUGCACUAUUUUUUUAUUAGCAACAUUAUGAUUGUUUUCCAUUAUUCACUGGGUGGCGCGUAAUAAGACUAUGGUCUAUGUCAUGUCUGUAUUUGGUUUGCUCUUAAACCUUUAUCUAUAAAAGAACGAACAGCGAUUUAGAAGCUAACAAUUUUAGACUUGGUGAACUGUUUCAAAUGUGGCAAUUUGUUAUUUCUUGUGAUCGGAAAAUUCAGCAAAGCUCCAUAGUUUACAGGAAAUCAAGGAGCCUUGGUAUGCAUUAGAGAACAGUAGGCAAACGACAGAAAGGUCGAAACCAAUUUACAGAAAAGCAAGAGAGGAAAUGCGAGCAACCUGCACGGAUUCACAUUCUCGCUUUGAUUUGCUAUUGUUAAUAGGGUUUCUUACAUACACCAUCUGUUGAAGUCGACGAAAGUCGCACCGCGUAGCAGUUAUUGAUUUCAAAGUAGCCUAGAUUUCGAAAUAAAAGCAGGUGCCGCAUACGAAAAAUAUCUUCUGUGAAAUGAGUCAUGCCAUUCCGAAGCAAUUAAAAACAAUAAACAUGCUUUUUUGAUCAGCACAAAUUAAUGAUCUGAGAAUAAGGUUUUCGGUUUAAGCAUUCAAUUUCACUUUGACACUUUUUUCGAUUUUUUUAAAAAGUAUUCGAGUACCGGUACUCUACCGGUACUGAAAGCUUCAGUACCGUAGUACCGGUUCUCACCACAAAGGGUCGGUACUGCGAACCCUAGUGUCAAUGGUUGACAAGUUCGGAUGCAGCCCAAGAGCGAAUCUACAACUUAUCGAUAGUGGUAAAACUAGUUCUGGUCAAUCGCAGCUCUAGUCAAUGCGUCCGCCCAUUCAUUUUCAGUAAUACCCAUAAAAGGUAGAUAGCAUUUGAAAUGCUAAGUUCUUCAAAUUUAUUUCGACAUGUAUACUAAAUUUGAUCUCGAAUCUGACAAACUAAAAGCUUUUGUCUGAUUGUCAGGGUAACAAUAAAUUCUUUUGUCGCAAAUUACCCGUUGACGUGCCGAUUGUGCGCCACACAAACUCGCGAGGAUUUCUACUUUGAAAACGAUACAGUAUCUACCAAGCGAAUAAGAUUGGUUUAAUCUCAUUUCAUGACAAUAGACACCAGCAUCGGCUCGGUGCUCAGUAAAGGAGAUUUGUUUGCUGAUUUUCAAUGAAUUUUUUUCCGAGUCGCAGCAAUCAAACGUCACUUUUAGUGGGAUCUCAGCAAAAUAAUUGUUUACUGAGAUUUCGGCAAAAGAUGCGAAAAAAGCUGAGAUGCGACAGAAAAAAUUUAGUGUGUACGAAUUCCUCAAGAUGUCGCUUCAUCCAGCCAUAGAGCCAUUCCUCGCAAGGAGAAAUUCUAGCAUUGAAAGUUUUAAAAUUAAAACGAAUUCGAACCCUUUGCACAGACUAACAGACAUAACACUUAAAAACAAAGCUUCGUCCGCUUUAACAGUCAUUUUAAAUACAUUUGUAGUUGGGACUGUGGCCACAUUUGAAAUUAUGGCGCCACUGCCAUAUGAAGCAUACGGGGAAUAGACCACUAGUGAAAAAUUGCUCCCAAACCUGAGGGGUAACCUACCAGUAAAUGAGUGUUUGAGACCGUUUUUUGAGGGAAUUUCCUUAUAGUGUUAUGUCUGUUAGUCUGUGCCCUUUGCGUUAACAAGACCGAAACUCGUGACAGACCCACAGUUCAGGAAGUGGAAAAAUUAGUUAAAGAUAAAAUGGAGCUUAAUCUCGCUGAAGUUACGUACAUUCAGCUACAUCACGUAAAAAACUGUGUUUUGAUCACUUCAUUGCAAAGAACAAUAUGCAACACGAGGUCGAAUUUAAUAACACCAGAAUCAAGAUCCCCGUGCAUAUGGAAAACGACAUGGUGGUUGUGCGUAUUCAUGAUUUGGCCCCGCGCACUAGGGAAGAUUACAUCAAAUGAAUCAUGUCACAAUAUGGAGAAGUAGAAUUUAUUACGAAUGACACCUGGACCCGGUAUUCCCAACGGCGUUCGUAUUGUGAGGAUGCGAAUGACUAAACCAAUACCUUCUUACAUGACUAUCGAAUGCAAAUCACCGACGGAAUGCGUGACCUAUAAGCAAACAACGCUAAUCACAUAUACCGGGCAGACCCCAACAUGCCAAUUCUGUAAUCAUACAGCCCAUUACGGAAAAAUAUGCGCCGAAGCAACUAAUCAAAACUCAUCUACUACAGCCAACUCUAACAAGCUGCCACCGACGCUUACAGAUAAAUCAAAAACAACGAUCCAAUCAACCAAUAAUGCAGGUAUAACGACCACGACAGCCACUCCUAAAUCAACAACCAGCAUCGCCAACAAAGAAGCAAAUUCCGAUGAAGACGGAUUUACAACAGUGAUCCGUAAGAACAAGAAACAAAUCGUCGCUGUUGUGCUAUCUUAUGACAAGCGCCAUUUAGCACAUUUCGAGAAAAACGAUUUUUAAAGUUUGAGAUUGAAUAUCUUGAAACUUAUAAAUGGUAUAAACAAUCCAAAGAAGACAAUUGAUGCUUCUAUCUAUUCUGCAUUAAUCUCUCAAAUAUUACGAAGAUCAGUUGACUAUGUUGCGAGUUUUUACUAUGAAUGUAAACAAAAGUCGCACUCACACGUGUCAUAGGCGUGUAUUGAUGACAAAAUUUGUAUGACGUGUCAUAAUCGUGCAUGGAAAAUUUUCCAUAGAAAAAAACCAUCAAUUUUUAACUUUUAUUCAUAUCUUUGCGUUCGUAUGGUCUAUAAACAAUCGGUGAAAUGCAUUUUGAAGAAAAUGAGUCAGGGAAUCUAGAAAAAAUUGUCAUUUUUGAUUGCAGUGUUGCCAAAUAUGCUUUAUUUCCAGUUUAAAUCUAAAACUGUGUUUUUCUCACAACUCGUGUAAUUUCCUUUUGAAACUGUUUAUGCCAUUGCGUUCCUCAGACAUUUUCACACAUAAAAACAUCUAAAACUUCAAUAUAACUUGAGCAAAUCCCUAGAUACAGUGAUUUGACGCAAAAAACUCACAAUUUCUCAUCACGUUUCUCGCUAUAUCUAAGUAACCAAGUAGAAUUUCAAAAUUCUGAAAACGCCACUUUGUAGAGAAUUUUCAAACAAGUAAUGUGGCAUAUCUAACUCAGUUUACCCCAAAAUGGCGUUUGUCAUAAGAUAGCACAACAGCGACGAAAUAAGAACAUCUGAUCAUGAACAGCAAGAAAGCAGUACCGAUGAUGAUAUGGACGGAAACAAUAACGCGAGAGAAGGUAAACUGAAUGUCCCCCAGGCGGUUUCACCGCUAAGGAAAAGGAUCUCAACACGCAGCAGCAAACUGCGUCAACAAGAUCUGACAGAUAGACAUCCUUAAUUCUUUUUUAUUUUUACUUAUAUUGUAAAAACUUAAAAGAUCCACGGCUCAGUUGUGCUAACGCAUUGGACCGUGUCAAAUAAAGGCUGAAAUACCUUUUCUCGCCUCUGGUUACUCUUAGACCGAGAAACUGACAAAUUUCUGCCAAAGACGCCAACAAAAUUUUCUUUUCCAGUGAUCCUUUUGUCAGUCUGAUCUCCUCCUGAGACGGACUUGCCACAAUAAUUCAUCGACAUAAAUUAAGACAGAUCGGACAUUCACUGUAUGAAACCAACCUUCUUCAACAUCGUGCUGAUAGUCUCGUUGCACACCCGCGCCGCCUGCUUCAAACCAAAAAAAGACUACGCUCGCUCGAGUCAACAGACGAACUUCUCCUGUUCUGGAAGAAACCUUUAGGUUGGUGCAUGUAUCAACAGUUUUUACGGCAUUUAAUUAGCAAGGGACUGGAAGGUGAAGUAUAUUAUUCAAUAUUUAGAGGCAUAGUACUCAAGGGAGAGCAAGGUGUUGAAGGGAAAAAGUUUAGAAAAGCGUGGAAGGAUCAUACAUGCAAGCUUAGAACUCACCGACGACUUAACUUUUUGUCUGCUACCGUAGGAGUCAGGGUCUUUUGGCAUUCGAAAUGCGAAUCACCUGAGUCUACGGCAUGUCCGGACAAGCGUAAAGUAACUUGUUACUUCAUGCUGUCGAACCGACAAAGAAAAAAAAAUUGGUGCAUGUACACUUCUUGCUUGAGCUUUCUAUGCAGAUAAACACUCUUAACGUCCACAUGAUUAACAUGCAGUUUCAUCUGACCGGCAAUCGUUAGAAGAACACGCAACGUUGUCUGAGUUUGUACUGGAGCAAAAACGGCAUCAAAAUCGACCUCGAAUUUCUGAGAGAAUCCUUUUGGUACAAACCGGGCUUUGAAACGGCACAUCAUUAUUAAUUGUUGUACGACCUACAGGCAGUUCGAUAAGUUUCCAUGUUCUGUUAUCCAUCAGUGACUGGUAUUCCUCAUUGUCGGUCACAAUCUCAACUUCAACAAGUCAUUCCGCUGGAAGCAAUCCACCGGGAUUUUGCUAGCUCCUCCUGAAGCUCCGCUAAUGGAGCAUCGCGAAUAAUGAUAAUUUCAUCCGUAUUCGUGUCCAGGAAUCUAUAGACCUUUCUAUCAUUACAGUAAGCCACGGACAACACUGUACUGUCUAACUUCGACCGCUUGACGUCGGCGAUAUGAAUAAAUGCUGUACUACCGAACACCUACAAAUGGGUUAGUGUUGGUUUCUUACCAUUACACCUUUCAUAAGGUGUUCUAUCCACGCAAUGGCAAACUAUUUUGCAUGCACGCGGCAGUGUCCACGCCUCCCCCAGUACUUCUUAUCAAGCCCUGCAUCCAGCAGCAUACAAGUGACUAUCCCUUGGAGGGAGUACAGACACUUUAUAUAACAGACUAGCGGAGAGAAAAACAGUAAAACUAGCAACCAUGAAUGUAAACUGGCAUCACGGAAGCUCCCAUAAGCUUUGCAUGGGCUUCCUCUUGCACUUCCCCUCUCAAACCCCUCAUGCUCGUUUGGCUGCACUUUUUGACAGUCCGUUUGGCUGCAAAUUUUGACACUUCGCUAAUCUGUGUAUAAAGUGUCUGUAGGAGGGAGCGUUCUUUCGCUCGACCACUCCGUUCUGCUGCUGGAAGUAGGCCGCUGUAAACUGUGCCUAUAUGCCUUCCUGUUCAUAAAACUUUUUUUGUUCAAUGCCGGUAUAGUCACCUCCGCCAUCUGAUCAUAGCACAUGGAACCCUACCAAACAUGUUGUUGACGUGCGCAACAAAUCGCUUUAUAUUGCACAGUUCACACCAAAUCAAGCUGCACAGUGUGAAAAUGUGAUGAAUCGAAAGUGUAAUCGAAAGUGCAACUCCUUUAAACUGACAGACAUUUGAAAGUGUCAGAAACAGACUUCUUCUUACUUUUACUAUCUGGAAGGUUAGCAUGGCUGCCAGUCUCGCUGUUUUUAUAUUUGAUGGAAAGUCAUUUUUUUGUUGAUUUGGCAACCGUGAAAAAAGUGUGAUAGCGAAGUGCAAUAAAAAUACAACUUUCAAAGCCAUAAACAAUACAUCCAGUCGCAUCGGUUUUAUGUUUCAGUAAACACACGACGGUGUAUCUGCUAUGAUCGUCGAUGAUUGUCAUGAAAUACCAAGCACCUCCCGGCGUCACAUAUGACAUCGGCCAGCACAUAUCAGUCUGGAAACGUAGGAAAUGGAAUUCUAGCUGAUUUACCUUCAAAGCAAGGUUGACAAACCUGCCGGAUACCGCAACCCUGGUUUUGAGAUCAUCACUUAGCUCGUUCUUCCGGAUCUCAUCCAAUGGCGCUGGAUCCCGGUCGUCAAGCCGGCGAUGCCAGGUAUACUGGCAAUUCAUAAGAGGGAGAGCUUCACGAACAAAUUUUCACGCGAUUUUGCAAUAGCCUUGCGCAGACAAAAUACCCCAUCAUGAGCCACUGAACUCCACUUUCAGUCCUCUCUUCACCAGCUUGUUCACUAAUGCGAGUCAACUGGCACGUAUAAAACCUCAUUGAAUGCAAUGUCCACCAAAGAGCUCUCGCCGUUUAUACUAUUCACAGUGCCCUACCCCGAUUCCAUCGGACACUACUAAAACCCUCAGUUCCGGUAGUACCGGUAAAAUACCGGUACUCGAACUUUUUUUUCUAAGAUAGCAAAAAACACUCCAGAGUGAAAUUAGAUGUUCAAAAUCAUGAUUUCAUUAAUAAAGUUAACAAGUUUAGCAAGUAUUCAGAUCAACGAGAAUGCUUUGGAACAAUAUUUCACAUUUUACCAGUAGCAUUUUAGAGCAGCGCAGUUUUGUUCACUUUGGAUAGCUGGUAGAAACUAGAAAUAAGGAUUCUUUUUUCUACCACCUUUCGAGCACAAUUCAAUGCACAGUGGCCAAAUGCAACAGUAUCCCAGUCAAAAAGGGCAUGUUUCUGGCUAACGGAGGGCUAUUUGCCAGCUCGGAUGCGCUAAUUGCCCUUCAAUUUGCCAGCAAAUUGCUGGCAAUUAGGGGGCUAUUUCAAUUGCAACAUUUGGGCGAUUUGCCGCCGUCAUUUUUUGCUGCCCUACCCGCCCUUAAAAUCAUCCCCAAAUCGCCAACGGAACGCGCCAUUUUAUCGCCCUUAAUUGCCUAACAUGAAAAUUACAAAUAAUACUUAUUUUCGGAUUAAUUAUCUACUCACAUAAACUUAUCAGUACACUAGGUAAUCACCACCAAACUAUAGGAAGAAUCAAUGGUGAAAUUGAAACUUACAACAAUCUGACUUUCAUUAAGACUUUAGGUCAGAGAUCUUGUUCCACUAUACUUACACACGAUUCCACAAUUCCCCACAUUCGUUUGUUAAAUAAAGUGCACUAGAGAAACAAAAUACAAGCGAAAACACGCCAAUUGUUUAAAAAAAAAUUUUAAGCUUAAGACAAACAUGAACCGCCAUGUUUGGAAAACGCAAAAAAACAACCAAGUCCAUUUCAGCCGCCAGGAAAUUUGUCUAUAAUUAUUGAAAUUGCCGUUAAAUCGCAUUCGCAAAUUGCAUUUGUUCCUAGGGGCAAUUAGCACAGGCGAGUUGAGUCAAAUGUCAAACUGUUUAAAUCGCCUGACCAUGCUCAUCCGUAUUUUUUUUUUGAACGGGAUGGUAUGUCUGCUCCUCUCCUUUGAACAUCACGGCUCUUUCCUCUGCUCUUAUUGCCAGUUACUACCUUUCCCGCCCGUCAGCAAAUCGCAAAUUACGCCAUUCGAAACAAUUCAUGCGCCUUUCAAAUCCAAAGGUUAUAGGUACUAAAUCGGUGUUCGUUUCUGUAUAGAUAAAAUUACGUGACUAAGAAGACUAAUCUAAACAUUGUUUAUUUUGAUAAGAUAAAAUUUCCAAAAAAAAAAUCAUGUUUCCGUUAUUUUUUCUUCGUUGUAAAUCUUUUAAAAUUUAAUACAACGCCAUUGCAAUUAUUUUUGACCAAAUAGUUAAAAAUAAUCCUUUCAGUGCAACGUGAGUUAUUAACGUUAAACUUUUAAUACUACUUUUCUGGUCCAUAGUUUAAAUCGAACGAGUUUGAUCAUGGGUGAAAUUAAUACCCAUCAUAGAGCAAAACUGUGCUAUAAUGAUAGUUUCCAGUUCGUAAAUUACGAGCUUACAUCUACACGCUACAAAAUAAUGUAUUGCACGCGUAACAGUUCUCUUCCGUUCAAAUAGACCUUUCUCGUCAAAAAAUUUUAUAUGCUAGAAUGCUUCCUUUUUUAUCCCCGAUGCGUUACUGCAUAUUGCCGCGAUGAUUUGGUACCUCUAACUAUUGAAAAAAUCAAAAAUUAUGCGAGCUGCUCAUUUAACUCCAUAUUCUGAAUACCUAUCUUGCCUUGUGUCCCCGUAUUUUUACACCAUUUGGAUGAAUUUCCUGUGGGGAAUACUAAAACGAUGCCAGAUCUGCAUAUAUAUUACUAAAUAUGCGGAUUUUGCAGUUUCGCUGCAGAUUUUUGCAGAUUACGAGUAUUUAGCAGAACAAAGCCUAAGCCAGCUAAUUUUACCCAGCCUUCAACGUUUCUAAUCAUUGAAAAUAUCAACACACUACAUUUCUAUGUCAAAUUGAAUGAAGAUUUUUGCGGAAAUCUGCAGACUUUUAUAUUUUUACUGCAAGCUAUUGUUUAAAUAGACCUGGCAUCACUGAUGCUAAAAUAAUUCAUUCAUAUACCUGUCAAAAACAUAGAACACUGCACGAAAGUGUAUAACCUAACUAUUCUGACAGUUCAGAGAGUUUGUUUACAUGGACUUGCAAAAUUUUUGAUUCAACUUGGGUGAAUACUUUCGAUGCUCUUUGAAGAAAAUCAACUUAAGAAGGAUAAGGAUUGGAACAUUGGGAACCUGGUUCAAUCGAUGCUGGGGGGAAACCCCGUUGGCAUAUGCUGAAUCACAAGAUCAAGCUUUGGUUUAUAAAACGAUUGAUUUCUGGAUGAUGGAUAAGGAUUUGUACACAGUUGUUUGUUCGAUCAUGGGAUAAGUCCUAACAAUAUGACCCGAUUGAUAACUCAUUUUUAGAUGAAGUUUACCUGAACUUUAUAGGUAACAAGUUCAACAAUUUAUUAUUCGUGUUCAAGUUACAUUGAAGCAAAAAUUUCACCGAUUAUCGCAUUGUCGUUGAUGUAGCCGGCAAAUGCAAAACAGUGCUCAGUACUGACGAUAAGGAGUUUGAAGGAUUGAUAAGAAUGGAGAGGAUUGUACAUUCCGGAAGAAUAUUGGGAAGGUGAAAUUAUUUGUUAUAUUCCAUCCCGAGUUGGCAUCAUUAUGGCACCGCAAUAAAGCUAUCUGCAAUUGUUGUCUUGUUCAAAUUGGCAGGGAAUAAUUAGGCCGCGAAUGAUAAACUGCAUAGUCAAAACGUUUCUUGCUUAAAUAGAGUAAAUUUUAUUCACUUUUUCGGAAGGAUAAGUCAUUAGUAUGUUGUGGAUAUAAAUGUGUCGCCGGUGCCGUGUGUUAUGGUAGUGCCGCUCGGAAACUGUUGGUCAUCAGACCCUCCUUGUCGUACUGGUCAUAGAUGCGUCGAUUUUUCUCAUCUGACAGCACUUUAUAUGCUUUAGAGAUCUCCUUAAACCGUAAAUUCUUCUGGAUUUUUUAUCUGGGUGCCAUCGUAGCGCGUUUUUUGUGCGCCUUUUUGAUUUCCGUGUCGGUGGUGGUUCUGGUCACGACCGCUGCUAGCUUUCGAAAGAUAAUUCCUAGCAUGUACAACAAAAGUCGAAAUGCCAAAUUUAACGGAACAUGGCAUGAUGAUGACAAAUUACAACUGAGCGAGCUAGUUUACAAGAUGUUAAUAUUUAGCAUCGAACCGAACCAAGUUUCUCAUACUAUGAUCGAAUCAACAAAACAUUUCAAUACCAUGUAAAUAAACUCUCUGAACUGUCAAAUAGGUGAGGUUAAACAUUUUCAUGCAAUGCUCUACAGCGAGAGGUUCACUUUAUUUUGUUUACAAUGCCAAUGAAUUUUGUACCGCGACUCACUAGAGUUCCUAUAUAUAGAGUUAGGCGGACACAAAAGCCGGAAAACUGGCAGCUCUUAUUCCAGGAAGAAAACACUGGCAACCCAUGCCAAUGUUCAAGCUCUAGCUUAAUGAUUUCAUUGUCGUCGUGAGUAAGAACUUCACAUGUACGAAUGGAAAACCAAUUCGCAGAUCUGAUGAAAUGAUUUCAUACUUGUGCGAAUAUCUCUUUGUUAUUUAUUUUGUGUCAUUCUACCGAUUAGUCUGUCGUUUGACUCCCGUAGUUACAGGAUAGAUUUCUAGGCAUGACGAUAUUAGUAUACUCUUCAAAAUUUCAGCUCUAAAUCAGAUAAAAGUUUUGCAAGGUACCGAAAAUACCGGUACUUAUUUGUAUUCAGUACCGAUAUUUCGGUACCAAAAAUGGGUCGGUAUUCCAGGGAUUUUCGGUACCAGUACUACCGGUACCACAACCCAUACUGUCAUACUAUGUUUCUCUCAACGGGGCACACAAUUCAUAACUUUAGUAAGUCACAGAUUUGAAUUUCGACUUCGUCUCUUCAGUAACUAACAUCGUCUUGGCAGCCAGUUUUUGCUGUCAUUUGCGCUGGCCCGACAAAUCAUCGACUAGACUGUUUAAACUCAGUUAGUCUACCAAUGAUUUCAUCAUUUUCAUCCUCCUCUGCUAGCACAGAGUGCUGUUUUGAUUCGCUGAUUGGACCCUUUUUCAUUGGACUGCUUUUUAGUUGAACCUACACUAGUUGGACCAUUUUACAACUAAAAAUACCUGAGUGUCAAAAUCUCAUUGAAAUAACUUCAACAACAAUCAAACUAAGAAGAGUCUUCACGCCACCUAGCAUUGACCCAUGAUAUUCUCUUUGACUAGUUACAUCAAACCCAUAACAGCGCUAAUGUUACUAAAAGAAAACCUUGUUCAAUAUUUUGGACAAAGGGCCCCUGUCAAGCCGAGCUGAGCUGCAUAAUAUUUUCCAAGGAUUUUCCAUGCAAAAGUUCAUAAUUCGAUAAUUUGCCAUUAACAAAGAAAGUAAUAUUUAUCUUUUUUUACUGAUUCCCAUAAAUAAGAGCAAUUGGUACAAUAUUUAUCUUAUAUCUAGAUAUUUAUCAUGUAUCGAAGUACCGUAAAAAGCAUCUAAUUUCAAAGUUUUCAUCGGUUACGUAAAGCGUGAAGCUAAAAAUUCUAUCGAACGCAAUAAAAAUCUACCUCUGACAUCAACGUAACAGAGGUGGACUUUGAUUUUGCUCGAAAGGUUGACACGGCUUCUCGCACAGUUUAUACAGAACUGAUAAGCACCGAGUGAAGCUAAAAUAAGUCAACUAAUCGAGCACAAUGAGAACUGUUGUCCACCCCCUGGUGCUCCUGUAUCAAAGCAGCAUUCUUAUUGUGCUCAAAUGGUUCACUUAUUUUGGCUUCACCCUUUGUGUCACUCUUUGCGUAUAUUUAUACUCUAAACACCCGUUGAAAACAACUCAAAAGUGAGUGACCACGACCACACAAUUUCCAUAAAAAGUGCACGUCACCAAAAAGUAGGUCUUGCUCGAUUACUCAGUUUUAAGUUUGGGAUGAAAAUAUCAAAAUUGAGUACUCUUUACUCUAUGACCAGAUAGAAAAAUUAACCGUUCCUUAUUUCUAAUAUACAAUAGUAACAAACAAUUUCACUAGUAUUUAAAAAUCCAAUUACUUGACUCUCUCUGUUAAUGCAUUGCCCAGAAAUCUAUUCCGGGAUCCUUUUUCCAACUUAAUUUCCUGUGAAUCGGAUCUCGUGGUAAUGAAGCUACAAAUUGAAGAACGUUAUUUUAAAACAGCAGUACCUGCAGGAACUUACCUUUUUGUUUUAUGAAUAUCUCUUCGUCGAUUCUUUUAUACAUGUUUUCCAACCUUUUAUCGACAUUCUUUUUCGUGCACAUGUAAGUUUUUUCACUCAAAUGCUUGCUAGUUGAAAGGUUCAUUCUACUGAAAUCGAUACUCAUUUUUGACAGAUAGCUUGUUUUUUUUUAAAUUGAUUAGUGGGAACUCAAAUUUUGAGUAGGUUUGAAUGUUUAUUUCUCUCACACUGAAAAUAGGAAAUGGACACGUAACCGCUCUUUGGAGCCUGGCUAAAAUAUUUCAAUGUAGCAUUUUGUUACGAUUCGUAAUACUUUCAUUACCGGGACAUUUUUUAUUGAAAAUCACCUCCAGUUCACUUGAAACCGCAACGAGUUCUCCUGCUACUGAUAGUUCGUACCACUGUCCAGUCCAUACAAGAGGAACAAUUUACCAAUAGUUUUGUUGACUGUUGGCGUCUAGACAAUUCGCGGAACGCAAAAAAACUGUAACGAAAACAAUAUAGCGCGUACUGCAUACAAGUAAACAUUUAGAGUAAAAUAAUGUAAUUUUGAUGCACUGCCAAAAUGGUUUUUAAACGAUACUAACGUAUAGAGAUAAACAUAACUAAACAAAAAAAGGAAUCAAUACAUUAUACAUUGAAUAUAAUUCAAACAACUUGCAAGUAUGCCAGUAAAUCAAUACACGAACACAGAAAAAUGUAAAAUCGUUGACUAAUUGCAAAAAGAGAUGAUGAUAACUCCACUCACAAAAUAUAACUAAAAAGAGCGAAUGGAGUAUAAAAUAUGUAUAUCGAAAAUGUUAGACCCCUUUAUUUCCAUACAUACACCAACACACCUAAAUCGAUUCCAGAAACUGCAAACGAAUUCAAAUUUUGUUUGAUCUUUUAUUUUAAUACUAAAAACAAUAACGAACCAACAGACUGUCAGAACAUAAUGGUAGAGGUGACGUCUUCAUAUCCGCUCACCACUGCCAAAGAACAGGCUCAAACCAAAAGCAAAUCAAAUAAACCAACGGAGAACGAUCGGAAAAUACCUAAACGAACCGAAGAACCUUGGACUCGUUGUGAAAGAGACGUCAUCUUGAAAAUGAAGUUAAUUUUCCAGGAAAACAUAAAGGAACAAUAGACGAUUGAAUUAAAUCGAACUCUUCCCAUGCAGUUUCUGGACUAAUUGGCGCACUGAUUUUAGUCAAACGAAAGUAUAUAAACAUUUUCGUUAGGUUUUCUAAAAUUUGAGACUUCUUGUCCCCGGAAGCGGGAACACUGUGAAGCUCAUACGAGUUCGAACAAUACGAGUGUCAGUAACCAACAAAAUAAAAAAAAAGAAAACAAAACCCAGAAUGAGAAUAGUAAGCGAAAUUUAACAAAUACUCUGAACCGAGACAAGGUUAUGUACAAUUCGUAAGAACAUUUAUGAAGAACUUUACUCAUUAGUUAAAAGUCGAAACACAAUAAAAAGUACAUCACACAAGUAAAAUAUUGCAAGGAAAUAAUCAGUCAACAAACUAAGAAAAACAAACACACGUUCACUCACACGUUAAUCAAAUCGAUAUACAGUUUUUUUUACUUUGUUAAAAUCGAAAUCGUAAAACAAUAACUCAGAAAACGGAAUGAAUGACAAAAAAUAGGAAAACAACCAAGCCAGAGUAUUCCUACCUCGCUUUGCCCAAAUGUUCAACACACCCGCGAAGGUCGAGUACUCAGUCAGGGGUCACGACUUUGAUAAUCACUUUUGCGGGUGUCUUAUGAAUCAGAUUAGGCUGUCAGAGAUAUUCUGCAAACAAAGUAACCGAUAUAUGCGCUUUCAAACAUAACAGAUCAUAGAAGAAGAACAAAAAAAACAUCACCCAACAACACGCUCAAAAACCCAUUCAAGCAAGCAGAGCACAGCUAUUUGAUGCAGUCAAAGAACAUAGAAUAGUGAAUUGUAAAAUAAAACAAAAAACACAAUUGGCACUCAUCCGAGCAGGCGUUGAGUGUUGAAGACAGAAUUCUAAAUGUAAAUAGACGUGACGAAGCGACAGUCGGACGGAAUCCGAAUCGAUACCGUUGGAGAAAAAAAACCGAACGGUGGGGAGGGCAAACCAGAAAUUACAAUUACCAAUCUAUGAUUAACGAGCAAGCAAAUAUUACUUAACAAUUAUUAACGAAACAAAACUCCUGUAUUCGUAAGAAAACGGUGGUUGAGAGAGAGGGGAAGAUGCACCCACAACUGAGAAAUAAAUAGUAGAGAAAAUAAUGCGGAGAAGAAAAAACUAUUAUUAUUAUGAUUACGAUUAUUGAUUAUUAAGUAAAAAUGACAUAACGGAAAAAAUCAGAAAAAAAAUCGAAACCGAAAGGAGAUGUUUAUUACCUAAUUUAAUAUAACAAGGUAAAUGAAAGAAUGAAUAAAACAGUGGAAAAAUGA